GCCCCCCGCCCCCCGCCCCCCGCCGCCGCAGCGAUUCUCCGAGCCGAGUCCUUGCUUCUGACCAGCCAACGUCUCGCCGCCGGCCGGGGGAGCGUCUUCGGCGGGGUAGCUCCGGCAAUCGUAGCCGGGGGGAUAAAGUGGGCUCCGUAGGGGAGUCCUAGGGGGGGUGACAAGGGGGUUAGAUCGGGCAAGAUGAACCGCUCAAUAUCCUCCGCCGUGACCCCUGCUGAUGCCGCCGCUAACCCUAGGUUUUCUUCUCCUUUGCCCGUAUCUCACCCGACCGUUAUUCGUUUUCUCCUCGUCGAUAUUGAAGUAGUCUAUGCUCAGAGGUUCCUCCAUUAGCUUAGUGUAAAUAUUAGACUUGUUGGGGUUUAGUUUGCUAGAAGGAAUUAGUCUCUGCUUGGUGUUCAUUUCUGCUUGCUACAAUGGCUGCGAUGAACGAAAAGGUGUUGGCUAAAUGUGAACAGAAUAUAGUUAGCCUCAAGAGGAAGCGGGACAGCCCCGCUGCAUAUCAUGCUGAUGCCUGCCACACCUCUCAAUCGCAUCAGCAUCCUACUGGAAACUCUGAUAUCAGGUUGUAUGUUGGUGAAGAUCGCAAGGCGAACAUCGCGUGCCACCUUAGCAGGCAGAUUUUACAGAGCUAUCAGAACUACAUGACCAGUGCAUCACCUAAGCGCAUUCUGCUCCGCCAAAGUGGCAACUGGAAAGAAUUUCCAGAAAAAAUUGUCAAGCUGGCUCAAGUUAAUUUCCGUACAAAGAAGAGCAUCACAGAAGUAGGAUACCAGAACCAGCUAUUUUUGCUGGACUUUGUCCACAUGACAUUCAUCGACUCAAAGUCAGGUCUUCAGAGGCCAAUCGCCUGGAUUGAUGACAAUGGAAGGCGUUACUUCCCAGAAGUUCUUAUUGAAGAUCAGAUAGCAUAUAGGAGGAAAGAUUUUGGCAAUGGAGAUCAUGUCUAUGUUAGAGCUGAGCCUAAUGGGACACCUGAAAUAAAUGACCAGUAUGGAGCAUCCGAGAGUUCCGCAGAAAGCUCAAACUUUGAGUCCAGUACUGAAGAGGUUUCUAGUGCUAAGAGAGUUAGAGCUGAGAAGAAUAUCAUCAGGAAAAUAAAUUGUGACAAUGGGGAAACUGUGGGAGAGAAUGAACCACACACUUCGCUCCCUGCAGUCUUCAGUUGUCAACCACAGCAAGAUAAGCUGGGUGGGCAAUCACGUGCUCAAGGAACUACCUCUGUUGUGCAGAAAAUGUUGCUGCAGGGAAUGGGUACUGCUAUUGGUUCCAAGGAUAUUAUUGGAAUCCACCGAACUCCAUUCUUGAAUAAUUAUAGAGAAGACCGCUAUGAUCUCUUUCAAAAGCAGGCAGAGAUUACUAAAUCUCAGCAUGGUAAUGCAAAUGUGCGUUAUGCUUGGCUUCCUUGCUCGAAAGCUGCUGUGGAUGAAAUGAUGCUGAAUGGCACCUUGCAAGUUAAAAAGCCCACCAGGUGUCCACCCUAUGGAACUGGUGUACUCCUUGCGCCAGCUAACUGCUCCAUUAACUGUGUGAAUUACUCUGAUGUUGAUGAAAAUGGCAUCAUCUAUAUGAUGUUGUGCCGGGUUGUAAUGGGGAACGUAGAAAUAGUUCACCAUGGAUCUAAGCAGCACCAGCCUAGUAACGAGUAUUUUGAUAGCGGUGUAGAUGACCUUAAAAACCCGCAGCAUUACAUUGUAUGGGAUAUGAAUCUGAAUAGUCACAUCUAUUCUGAAUUUGUAGUCACCAUCAAAUUGCCAUCUAAAGCCAAAGAUUCCAUCUUCACCCAAGAAGAUUGUCAUGAUUCAUCUGAUGCUUCACUGGUCUUGAGUCCAAGUUCAGCCGACAGUGUAUCACAGGACAUGAAUCUUGAGGCAUCUCCAGCAUUGGGUGGUCAGUAUGAAGCCCCCAUGUUAGGAGAUUCAAUGGCAAAAGCUCCAAGUACACCUUGGAUGCCUUUUUCCAUGCUAUUUGCAGCUAUUUCGACCAAACUUCCUCGCGAGAAAAUGGACAUGAUCAAUAACUGUUACGAAGAAUUCAAGGCGAAGAAAAUAAGCAGAAUCGACCUAGUGAAGAGGUUGCGGCUCAUAGUCGGUGACAGAAUGCUGGUAUCCACAAUAAUUCGGCUCCAAGAUAAGUUGCCUCCGAUGGCGAAGCGGGAAGCAGCAAAUGUGCCAGCAGCCAAGGCACGAUGUCAGUGACCAUGGUGGAUUGGAGGAAGGAACUGGUCGACUUGUUAUCAUGAGUUGGAAGGAAUGUAGUCUCCUGAGUUUAUUUGCGUGUGUCUAUGAAUCUGCCGCUCUGUCUGUCUGUUUUAGUAGUUGCAAAGAGGGAACUGUCCGAGUAUACUUGUGAACCCAAGAUGGUUACAAGGGAGAAGCUCCUUGUUUACCCUCCUAGUUUGGUUUUUGUCCAAUCAACAUUGAGUUUAGUUAAAUAAUUCUCAUUUUAUGUUAAUUUUUCUUAA
Hordeum vulgare subsp. vulgare (domesticated barley) is the source of this 2473-nucleotide messenger RNA. RefSeq names its product inactive poly [ADP-ribose] polymerase RCD1. Gene Ontology annotation, molecular function: NAD+ poly-ADP-ribosyltransferase activity. The coding region runs from base 426 to 2207 and encodes 593 amino acids. Lineage: Eukaryota; Viridiplantae; Streptophyta; Magnoliopsida; Poales; Poaceae. The transcript has 7 exons. The record is from RefSeq and is a predicted model, not a curated record.